AUGUCCGCCUCCCCCGACCAGAAGAUGGGUUCGCCCGCCGCAUCCCCCGAGCGCAAUGCCCACGAGAACGUUGAAACCGCCGCCGCAACUGAUGACGCUGUGGCCGAGGAUCUCGCCGAACCUACCGCCGAGACCGAUGAGAACGCAGAAAACGCAGAGGAAGAACAAGCUGGUGGAAAGGACGAAGACGACGACGAAGACAAAAUUUCAGAUGACGAAUCGAUUCUGUCCGAAGUCGACGAGGCGGAGUUCGAGAAUUUUGACCCCGAGAACGUUGACUUGGAGGACCGGCCGCAACUCGCCAUCGAUGAAGACAACUUGAAGCUCAUCGGUCGCCACAAGCGCAAGCGCACCGAAGAUGGCGAGAGUCGCCCCCGCCGCAAGGAGGGUCGUCGUGAGAAGAAGAGCCGCCGAGCUACUGAUGAUGGCGAUGAGGCAGGACCUUCGCGCAGCAGAAAGGAGAAGAAGCCACGCGAGGACAAGCCCGAUACAGACGAGGAAACUUUGGAUCCGGAAACACGACGCCGCCGAGCGCUUGACCGUGCUAUGGACGAGGCAAUGAAGAAGCCGGCGAAGAGACGUUUCCGCAAACAGGAUGGCAUUGAUCUGGAAUCCAUGGCAGACGCCGAAAUUGAAGACAUGCGUAAGCGUAUGACCCAUGCAGCACAAAUGGACGCAAUCAACCGCCAGGAAGGGAAGCCUGCGAUGCACAAGUUGAAGCUUCUGCCCGAAGUCAUCAAACUACUCAACCGCAACCAGUAUACCAAUGCUUUGGUUGACCCCGAGAUCAACUUAUUGGAGGCCGUCAGGUUCUUCCUUGAGCCCCUUGACGACGGAGCGAUGCCUGCCUACAAUAUCCAGCGUGACCUCCUGACUGCUAUCACUAAGCUCCCAAUCAACAAGGAUGCUUUGAUUGCCAGUGGUAUUGGCAAAGUCAUCGUCUUCUACACCAAGAGCAAGCGCACCGAGCGUCGUAUCAAAGACAUGGCUGAGAAGUUACUGGCAGAAUGGACACGACCCAUUCUCCAGCGCAGUGAUGAUUACUCCAAGCGUGUCUACCAGCAGGCAGAUUACGAUCCUACAAAGGCUGUCAGACGUGCCGGUCCCACCGACAAAGAGAUCCAAGAGGAAGCUGCCGCUCGUGCGAUGUUACCUCCUCGCCUUAUGAACCGCGCUCGUGUCGACCGUACCAACGUGAGCUACUCUGUGGUCCCGGUCCAGACAGCUGUGCGCGAGAGUCAGUUUGCCCGUCCUCUUGGUGCCAGCGGCGAGGAUCGAUUCCGCAAGAUGCAAGCCCGACAGGCCGCUGCACGCAAAGCAUCUCGCCGGUAG
Messenger RNA from Penicillium brevicompactum, 1332 nucleotides. RefSeq names its product transcription factor SPN1. The coding region runs from base 1 to 1332 and encodes 443 amino acids. Gene Ontology annotation, biological process: poly(A)+ mRNA export from nucleus. The record is from RefSeq and is a predicted model, not a curated record. The transcript is spliced from 4 exons. Gene Ontology annotation, cellular component: nucleus. Lineage: Eukaryota; Fungi; Ascomycota; Eurotiomycetes; Eurotiales; Aspergillaceae.